Messenger RNA from Camelina sativa (false flax), 1233 nucleotides. NCBI's taxonomy places the organism in Eukaryota, Viridiplantae, Streptophyta, Magnoliopsida, Brassicales, Brassicaceae. The record is from RefSeq and is a predicted model, not a curated record.
AUGAAGAAGAUGAAGAAGACGAAGAAGGAGAACGAAGACAAAGGAUUAAAAAGGAAACGGUCGUGUGGGGUGUUAAGACUUAAGAGUGAAGAAGAAAAAAAAACCCUAAAUAACAAUCAUAGCCGCCGGCACUUUCUUCCGUGUGAGAGAUCACAUUUGCUGCUAAUUAUGUCGGAUCUUCCCAAAGAUUUGGUAGAAGAGAUACUCUGUCGCGUUCCAGCCACGUAUCUGAGCCAAUUACGAUAUGCAUGCAAACGAUGGAACAGAUUAUUCACCAAGAAGAGAUUCACAAGAAAGCAUUUGGACAAAGCCGCAAAACAGUUUCUGGUUCUCAUGUCGGAGCAGUGCUAUAGGGUUUAUUUGAUGAGCAUCAAUUUUAACGGUGUUCCAUCUGUAGAGAUCAAAGGUAAACACGGCCUAACUGGCCCUCAAGGUGACUUCGAGAUUUUUAAAGUCUCUCACUGCGACGGUUUAUUGUUAUGCAACAACGGAGAAUACAACAGAAUCGUGGUUUGGAACCCGUGUACUGGUCAAACCAGGUGGAUCCAACCAACAAAGAUAGGUUCUUAUGCUCUUGGAUCCUACCAAGACAACGAAUAUGGCAAUACUAGCUACAAGAUCUUGUCUUGUUGUGAUGGUGACAAGAACGCAUUUGAAAUCUAUGAGUUCAACACUAAUUUAUGGAGGACUCUUGAUGUUAAUUUGGACUGCGAAUUGGAAUAUGAUGACUGUGGCAUGUCUUUGAAGGGAAAGACUUACUGGUUUGCUUCAGAUGAAAAUGAGGAACAGCUCGGCAUGUUUUUAGUAAGUUUUGACUAUACAACAGAACUAUUUGCACGUUUGGUUCUUCCAUGUCAGAGUCUUUACAAUAAGGCCUUCUCUCUAAGCGUUGUUAGAGAAGAGAAACUUUCUGUGUUAUUAAAGCAUAGAGAUACAUCAAGAACAGAGAUAUGGAUGACAAAUAAGAUCGAUGAGACCAAAGUUGUGUCGUGGAGCAAGUUUUUAACAGUGGAUUUGAAACCUGAACUUCGUAUUUUCGGCCAUAUAAGUUUUUUGGUGGAUGAGGAGAAGAAAUUUAUUGUGUUGUGUCAUUUGGUAGUGAGAAGUGGAGUUCGCAUUAAACAGGUGGUAUACAUUGUGGGAGAGGACAAUAAUGUAAAACAGGUGCAUUCUGGAUUCGCAUCAUCUCUGCCAAAUUUGUUUGAUUAUAUUCCAAGUUUGACUCAGUUCUAG